This is a messenger RNA of Oppiella nova, 770 nucleotides long. The record is from the annotation of a GenBank genome assembly. Lineage: Eukaryota; Metazoa; Arthropoda; Arachnida; Sarcoptiformes; Oppiidae.
UCGACGCCGACCCUCAGCGCACACAACAUCUGAGCACUCAAUUGAAUUUAGCCAAUGAUGUGUUGGAUUUGAUAAAAGUUAAUGAUUUGAUCGCAUCGUUAGCCGUCGCCAAGAGUGAGAAGAAAGAUACCAAUAAUUCAACGAAUAAUGCGAACAAUAAUGCAAUGAAAAAUUUGGAAAAACAAAAGACUACUGUUUUGGAAGCGCUGGUCAAAAAGGGUUUAGCCAUUUGUGACCUAAUCGACGCCCAAAACACGGUAUCUACCAAUGGAUCCAAAGAGCCGAACGCCACAGCUGUGGCCGACUCGACCGCUUCCGACGCUAAACUCUCGCCAACUGUCGACCAGUUUAUCUCCGACGCCAACGAAGUCUACGCAGAGAUCUGUAAACUGAUUGAUCCGUACGACCAAAAAGUGGCCAAAUUUACUGAACGUCACGCCCUAUUGCACCAGCAUUUCGGUCGAGCCGUCAAACUGUUUGGUAAACUCCAGGAGAAUAAAGCCACUCAUGAGGUGGAGCUCAAGACCAUUGAGGCAUUCAAGCAAUUGAAUUGGACUCAUUUGGAGACCUCAUACAAGCGAUCGAUAAAUGUUAGGUUCCCUAAAGACUAUCGACUUUUUUAAUGCUUUUAUUAAAUAUUUGAUAAUCAAUUAUAAGUUAUUUGAUAAUAUUUUUUAUUUAUCCGCUAUUCUUAUACUAUGGAAGUAAUUGUACGGUUUGAAUAAGAUAUGAAACAAAUGUGAGUUAAUUUUUAAAUUAUGAAAUUUCGA